Molecule: messenger RNA, 819 nt
Organism: Saprolegnia diclina VS20
Lineage: Eukaryota; Oomycota; Saprolegniomycetes; Saprolegniales; Saprolegniaceae
Exons: 1
Coding region: 1-819 (272 amino acids)
Source: RefSeq, a predicted model, not a curated record
AUGACGCUCGCGUGGCCCGUUUUAACGUGCGGCGACGACGCGUCGACCAACCCGCUUCCCGUGCUCCAGGAGCUCCGACAGCUUGUGGCACUCGGGCUGCGCGUCGAGCUCCGUCAGCGCGCGACGCGGCGCCACCACCUCGAGCUCUUCCACGCGCUGUAUGCUGGUAACAUUACCCUCGUGACUCUCCAGCUCGCGCGUGACCGGGAGUUCGAGCUUGGCGAUUGCGAGACACUCGUGGACCUCACGCUCUCGUUGCCAGCGCUCACGUCGCUUAUACUCCACGUGCCCAACGCCGACGUGACGGCGCCAAUCAUGCAACACGCCGUGCAGCGCCUUGUCGCCAGCACCUCCGUGACCUCUCUGCAGCUCCAGAUCGACCCAAGCGCGAAUGCGCACCUUGAGUUUGCGCCGGCCCUCGCCACGUGGCUGCGCCAGGCGAAUGACCCCGGCUGCCGUCGCCUCGUGCUGGACGCCCCGCUCGUGCACGACCAAUCGACGCUCGAGCCCGACGAGUUACACGACGUCCUCGACGCGUUGAGCGCCUCGUCGCUGCAAGAGCUCGACGUGCACCGUCGGUGUCGUCUCGGCACUCUGCGGUACCUUGUGCUUCCGAGAGGUCUGCGCCGCCUCCGCUGGCACGUUGCCACCGACGACGCCAUGGCGUUGAAUGCAUUCGCACUCGCCCUUGUCGACCUCGAGUGCCUCGACUACCUCGACACCAACGCCAUCGACGCGCUCCAGCACGACCCGCGCUUGCAACCGCUCUUGGCCCGCGUGGUUGUCCCGCACCGGCGAAAGCGCUGCAAGAAGCCGUAG